CAACAACGUCUGAUGGAUUUCAGUCAGGUUCUGGAUAAGUGCGGAAACUAUGGGAGGUUCCAAGUGAUGAUCCUUUUGCUGUACGGCUACACAAAUAUCCUGGGAUCACUGCACUACUUCUCGCAGACCCUCAUCACCUUCACACCAGAGCAUUGGUGCUCCCAUGCUGACCUUAAGGGUCUCAGUGUGGAGGAUAUUCGCUCAGUAUAUCAAAACAUAUCCGCCUCAUCCUGCACGCCCCUUUUGGGCGUAGUCAACGGCAUAGGCGUAGUAGCAACGGACCGAACGUGCAGGAGCUGGAUUUUCAACAGGGAGAACGGCUACGAAAGCAUCACCACCGAGCUCAAAUGGGUCUGUGACAAAUCCCCCCAUUCAGCAGUGGGCCAAUCCUUCUUCUUCAUGGGUUCAGUGGUGGGCACCGUAAUCUUUGGCUAUCUGUCGGAUCAGAUAGGGCGUCUGCCUGCUCUGUUGAUGGCCACCUUGUGCGGUGGCACUGGGGACUUUAUUACCUCCUUUGUGCACACUCUGCCAUGGUUCGCCUUCUCCAGAUUCAUGUCGGGACUAUCCACGGAUACCAUGUACUACCUAAUGUACAUAUUGGUCUUUGAGUACUUAAGCCCUAAGAGUCGUACCUUUGGCCUCAACAUCAUCUUGGCUGUAUUCUACUGCUUUGGACUGAUGACCUCGCCCUGGGCCGCCAUUUGGAUUGGUAAUUGGCGUCACUACCUCUGGUUGGCAUCUCUUCCAGCAUUGGGUGUCCUUAUAUAUCCGUUCCUGAUCUGCGAGAGUGCCCAGUGGCUUUUGACCAAAAAGAAGUACGACAAGGCGGUGAUCUGCCUGAAGAAAGUGGCCAAGUUCAAUGGGCGACAGGUGGAGGAGACCGUUUUCGAUGAGUUUGUCAAAUUCUAUCGGGAAAGGGAACUCCAGGAUUGCAAGCUUAAUAGUCAGGAGGACACUUUUUUAGCCAUGUUUAUGACCCCUCGGUUGCGUCGAUUCACUUUGACAUUGCUCGUGAAGUCAGUCAUUAUAACCCUCUCAUGUGAUGUGAUUAAUCGGAAUAUGGAGGGCCUAGGCACUUCGCCCUUUAAGCUCUUCUCCUUCACAUCGAUUGUGUACCUCCCAGCAGGAGUGGCGAUCCUCUUGUUGCAGAACAAGAUCGGACGCAAGGGCAUGGCCUGCACCGCCCUUUUUAUGGGUGGGCUUAUUACCACGACGACGGGUUUUCUGAUAGCCCACUUGGAUCCCAAGGAGAACGCUCUGCUGCUGGCUAUCAUGGUGGGCCUGGGACGAUUUGGAGCCACCGUUUCCUACGACGCGGAGAUCCAGUACGCAGCGGAGAUCAUUCCGACCAGUGUGCGUGGACAGGCGGUGUCCAACAUCCAUGUGGUGGGAUUGGCCUCCAGCUCGCUGGCCUUCUAUGUGAUCUACCUGGCCCAGUACUACAAGCCGCUCCCCUCGAUCUUCAUUAGCUGCCUGAUGUUUUUUGGAGCUGGACUUUGUCUCACUUUACCGGAGACGUUGAACAAGAAGCUGCCCGAAACCUUGGCGGAUGGAGAAAAGUUUGCGUUAAACGAGAGUUUCCUCUACUUUCCUUGUUUUUCAAGAAAAGAAAAAAAUGUAAGGAUUAAUAGUGCUUAACAAAUAAUUGAAGACAAAUUAAAGUGAACCUCUAGCUGAGAACACUGAAACUUAGUUUGUCAUUGUCAUCCGAUUUAAAAUAUCCAUCACGAAGACUGAUUAAAUUAAUAUAUUUAAAAGUUGUAAGUUCGUCGAUUAGUUUUGUUUGGAUUUUGUAUAGAUAUCAUAUACAAAAUGCCCAUCUGCUAAGUAUUUAAAUUGCUGUGACUUUCUGACGUCACGAAUUUAAUCGUAGCUAUAAUACCUGUAAAUAAACAGCAUUGCAUGUUUGCAAUCACCGACCCCAAAAAUCUAUACUUAUCUCCUCAUCAGAGCAUUCAGCAA
Drosophila teissieri is the source of this 1962-nucleotide messenger RNA. RefSeq names its product organic cation transporter-like protein. Gene Ontology annotation, cellular component: membrane. Gene Ontology annotation, molecular function: transmembrane transporter activity. The transcript has 6 exons. Gene Ontology annotation, biological process: transmembrane transport. NCBI's taxonomy places the organism in Eukaryota, Metazoa, Arthropoda, Insecta, Diptera, Drosophilidae. Bases 13 to 1638 code for a protein of 541 amino acids. The record is from RefSeq and is a predicted model, not a curated record.